Molecule: messenger RNA, 1206 nt
Organism: Capsaspora owczarzaki ATCC 30864
Lineage: Eukaryota; Filasterea; Ministeriida; Capsasporidae
Exons: 9
Coding region: 39-1109 (356 amino acids)
Molecular function (GO): oxidoreductase activity; zinc ion binding
Source: RefSeq, a predicted model, not a curated record
AAAAAUUUGCCCUCUCCAACGCAACACAAUUCAAGACGAUGGCUGAAACGAUUCCCGCAACGAUGAAGGCGCUGGUCAAGACCAAGCCCACUGCGUCGUACGAGCUCGUCGAAAUCCCCGUGCCGGUGCCUGGCGACGGCGAGCUGCUCAUCAAGGUCGAGCGGGUCUCCAUCUGCGGCAGCGACAUCAAUCUGUACACUUGGAACGAAGUCGGACAAGCGAUUGCCACCCUGCCGUUCACUCCGGGCCACGAAUGUGUUGGAAAGGUUGUCAAGGUUGGCCCGAACUGUGGCGAGAUUGGCGUCGGCACACGCAUUGGCGUCGAGAAUCACUACUACUGUGGCAACUGCUACCAGUGUACGCAUGAUCUGCCGCACAUCUGCAAGUCGAUGGGACAGUUCGGACACGGCAAGCAGACCGUUCACGGAGGCUGCUCCCAGUACACCAUUGUUCCUGCACGCUACGCUUACGUGCUCAAGACAAAUCUGACCUCUCAGCAAGCGUGCUUGCUUGAGCCUUUCGGAGUGGCUCAACAUGCUAUCGAAGAGGUGGAAUGCAAGGACGAUACGCUUCUUGUCAUCGGAUGUGGUCCUAUUGGCCUGCUCACGGUUGCGGUUGGUCGCGCAAUGGGCGCAAAGACAAUCAUUGCUGCCGAUGUCAUCCCGGCCAAGCUGGAGCUCGCCAAGACGAUGGGUGCCGAUCACGUCAUAAACAGCAAGGACGAGGACAUGCUGGCCGCCGUGAUGAAAAUCACCAACUCGGAUGGCGCGGGCUGCAUUGUUGAAGCGUCGGGAUCUCCGUACAUGGUCAACACGUGCUUUACCUUCCUUCGCAAGGGCGGCCGCAUCCUUCUCGUCGGUCUGCCCAAGCAGCCGUUGCACGUCGAGAACGUUCUCCACAACGUCAUCUUCAAGAGUCUCACUCUCAAGACCAUCCACGGACGCAAAAUCUUCCACACUUGGGAGGAAUCCGAGCGCCUGAUCAGCCAGGGCUUGGUCGACAUCUCGCCCAUCGUGUCGCACGACAUUCCGAUGAGCAAGUUUGAAGAUGCGUUCAGCACCCUGCUCAAGGCCGAAGGAUGCAAGAUUUUGAUGGAUCCCCAGGCCUAGAUCUAGUUUGAAGUCGGCCAGAAUGCCAGUAUUGCUGUUGUUGUUGGUUUUUGGCCAAUUUAUCUUGUGCGCAAGUACACAACAGUGUUGAUGUGUG